This is a messenger RNA of Phytophthora nicotianae INRA-310, 2095 nucleotides long. RefSeq lists its product as hypothetical. Gene Ontology annotation, cellular component: nucleolus; PeBoW complex. The record is from RefSeq and is a predicted model, not a curated record. Bases 48 to 2033 code for a protein of 661 amino acids. Gene Ontology annotation, biological process: ribosome biogenesis; maturation of LSU-rRNA from tricistronic rRNA transcript (SSU-rRNA, 5.8S rRNA, LSU-rRNA). The transcript has a single exon. NCBI's taxonomy places the organism in Eukaryota, Oomycota, Peronosporomycetes, Peronosporales, Peronosporaceae. Gene Ontology annotation, molecular function: RNA binding.
CUCAACCUUCCAGUUGCCGUUCUACCUUCGCUCUACCCAAGGGAACCAUGCCGACUAAGCGCGUCAAGGGCAAGAAGAAGCUCAAGUCCAUCAAGGCCAAGCAGACCGAUGCGAUGGGCAGCAAGCGCCGCUUGGCCAAGCUCGGCAAGGAGCAGCGCAAGGGCAUGCGCGGCUCUGCGGCCAACUACAUCACGCGCAGUCAGGCGCUCAAGCGGCUGCAGGUGUCGCUCAAAGACUUCCGUCGUCUGUGCAUCUUGAAGGGAAUCUACCCUCGCGAGCCCAAAAAGAAGCCCUCGGGCAAGGAUAAGACGUACUACUACCUCAAAGACGUCAUGUUCCUGGCGCACGAACCGGUUCUUGAAAAAUUCCGGGCGUUUAAAACGUUUAUGAAAAAAGUGAAAAAAGCCAUGGGCAAGAAGGACUACGAGGACGCCAAGCGCAAGCACGAGAACCGCCCUACCUACGAACUGGACCACAUCGUUAAGGAGCGUUAUCCUCGCUUUGUGGACGCUCUAGGCGAUCUGGACGACGCGCUGUGUCUCGUGCAUUUGUUCGCUUUGAUGCCUACGGGCAACGGAGUGCACGCUGAGGUCACGAGUAUGUGUCUGCGUCUUGUGCGUGAGUGGCAGAACUACAUUGUAGCCACCAGAGCGCUGACCAAGGUGUUUGUGAGCAUUAAGGGCAUCUACUACCAAGCCAACGUGCAGGGUCAGACCAUCACGUGGCUCGUGCCCCACCAGUUCACCCCUACAGUGGACAAGCGUGUGGAUGUGCGUGUCAUGCUCACAUUCCUCGAGUUCUACGAGGUUCUACUCAAGUUCGUGAACGCCCAGCUCUACAUGCAGAUCGGCGUGGCGUAUCCUCCCAAGAUCAACCUCCAGUUGGACGCUGCGGGUGCUCAGUUGGCUUCUCUUGAGCUUGAACGAGUCAAAAAAGAAGAGAAUGAAGAAGAGACGGAAGAACAAGAAGAACAAGAGCCGUCUACGGACAUUUCUCAACAGCAGAAGGAGUCCGAGAAGAGGAUCAAGACUCUCAAUGCUAUCAAACACGACAACGUUGAAGAGUACGAAGAAGAAGAAGCAACGUAUGGAGAGAUGAGCGAGCCGCUUGAAGCUGCUUUUGCCUCGAACGAGCUGGCAGCGCAGAUCUACAGCGAGAAACGCAAGGAACGCAGCGAGAAGAGCUUGUUCAGUGGCUUGACGUUCUUCCUGUCGCGUGAGGUGCCUGCUGGUUGUCUGGAGCUGGUUCUACGCUCUCACGGCGCCACGUUGGGCUGGGAUGGAGAAGGCUCUCCGUUCGACGAGAAGAGCACUCGUAUCACGCACCAUAUCAUGGACCGGCCGCACCAGGGUCAUCGCUACUUUAACCGCGAAUACGUGCAGCCGCAGUGGGUGUUUGACUCGGUGAACAACGGCAUAUUGCUGCCUUUGACGCGUUACGUGCCUGGUGCUGAGCUACCGCCUCAUCUUUCGCCGUUCGUCAAUGAUCAACAAGAAGGGUACACGCCGGAGUACAGGAAGGAGCUGGACAAGCUCAAGUCGGCGUCGCAGGUGUUGCGUGAGGUUGGAGCUGUGGGCGAUGAGGAAGCCUCGGACUCUGAAGAAGAAGACGCAGAGGAGCAGGAGGAGGCCUACGCUGCUGAUCUUAAGGCUGAGAUGGAUGGUCAGGAUAAGGAGGACAGUGAAGCGGAUAGUGACGACGAUGAAGAAGAGGAAGAGGAAGAGAAGGAAGAGAAGAGUCUUAAGCGCAAGGCUGAGCCAUCGACUGAGAAGAAGUCGAAGCGUGUUAAGAAGGAAGAGGAGGCUGCCGAGCUCAAGGAGCUGGCCAAGACGAUGAUGUCGAAGAAGGCCAAGCGUCUGUAUGACCGCAUGCAGUACGGUCUGGGCAAGAAGGCCGACAAGAUUCAGAAGCUGGAGGACAAACGUGCCAAGAUCGAAGCUGAGAAGGACAAGCCGAAAGAGGCUGAGACUGCAGCGACCAAGGAGGUCUCCAAGAAGCGCAAGCGGAAGACCAAGGCCAAGAACGCCAAUUAGACUCUUAAUUGCCAAUGUAUUCAUCUGUUUCACACUAACAUGAACCAUUUACUGCACGGAUC